AUGACGUUCACCAAGUGCAAGAGAAUACAAGUAGCAGAGACGCUCAGGUAUACUAGAUUUUCUAACCAACCUUUUUUAUUCGCCGUUCAGUGUAUUUCAUAUCAAGUGAAUGUGUUUUCUUUUGUUCUACAGAUUGAUUUGUUUAAUUUAAUUGGAGGAAGCUGGCCUCCAGCACCCAGACAGCCUGAGCACCCUGAGUAUGGAUCAGCACCCAUUAGUCCAAGACGCAAUAUGCAACGUACAACCCACAAUGAGAGGAUCAAGUCUGCUAAUUUAAUUAACCAUUUAGCACCAGAUCGCCGAAGAAAUAAACCUUCUACAUCCUCAAAUUCACAAGCCACAGAAGAUUUCUCUCAAACUCCAAAAAUGGUGCAUGAGCCUAAGAAAACUGAGACUGCUCUCUUAGUUGAUGUGUGCAGCGGUGAUGGUCCUGAUGAGUUGUAUGAUUCCCCGUCAUUGGGAUCGCCUCGUGCGGUGCCAGCGAAUACGAAGCCCCCGUCUCCUCAGCAUUUACAAGAUGAUAUCGGAGUCGGAUCACUGGUCGAAGUAGCGACUGACGUCGAUCAAAAUUACUACGGGGUCGUUAGGUGGAUAGGACUCAUAGACGACAUACCGACGGCGGGCGUGGAGCUGGAGCAGAGCGUGUGCGGGCUGGGCGACGGCGGCCACAAGGGCGCGCGGCUGUUCUCGUGCGCGCCGGGCCGCGCGCUCUUCGUGCCGCUGCCGCUGUGCCGGCGAGACGCGCGCUUCAGGGACACGCCGCCGCCCGAGCCGCUGCGCGACGAGCGGUACGACCAGCCGGACUGCCCCGUGGUCCCGGGCGUGGUUCCCCCACUGAACUCGCUGGGCGAGCUGGUGGGUAAGAACCGCGGGAUCCAGGGCCACCACAACUCUUGCUACCUGGAUGCCACGCUUUUCGCCAUGUUCACCUUCACGAGCGUCUUCGACGCGCUGCUCUACAGACCGCCGGAGCCCGAGGACUCGCCGCACUACGCGGAGGUGCAGCGCGUGCUGCGCGAGGAGGUGGUGAACCCGCUGCGGCGGCACGGCUACGUGCGCGCCGACCGCGUCAUGAAGCUGCGCACGCUGCUGGAGCGCCUGUCCGACGUGCCCGGCCUCACCUGCGAGGAGAAGGAUCCAGAAGAGUUCUUGAAUGGUUUAGUCGCCCAGUUAUUGAGAGCCGAGCCAUUUUUAAAACUAUCUUCAGGUCAAGAGGCAUACUGCUACCAGCUUUUUGUCGAAAAGGAUGAACAUAUCACAUUGCCGAGCGUGCAACAGUUACUAGAACAAUCCUUUGCCACAUCCGGAGUGAAACUUAGUGAGGUCCCAGCUGCGUUUAUCAUUCAGAUGCCUCGGUUCGGGAAACAAUAUAAACUGUACCAGCGCGUGCAGCCGUCUCCAUUGUUGGACGUCACGGACCUUAUAGAAGGAUUGCCACGCCAGUGCGCGGUGUGCGGGUCGCUGGCGCGCUGGGAGUGCGGCGCGUGCGCGGCGGGCGGCGCGCUGGACGCCGGCGCGCUGUGCGCCGCCUGCCUGCGCCUGGCGCACGCCGCGCGCCCCGCCCACAGGGCUACACCCUUAUCCGUUUGUGAAGAGUACGCAAGCAUUCUUGAGUCGUGUCCGAUUCCUCGCGUGUAUAUGGAACUGUUUGCAGUUCUUUGUAUUGAGACCAGUCACUACGUAGCUUUUGUCAAGACAGGCGCCGGGCACGAUGCACCCUGGUGCUUUUUCGACUCAAUGGCGGACAGGAAAGGCGAGCGCAACGGCUACAACAUCCCGGAGGUGGCGGCGGUGGCGGAGCUGGGCGCGUGGCUGAGCGACGAGGGCCGCGCGCUGCACGCCGCCGCGCCGCUGGACCGCCAGCUGCCCGCGCCCGCCAAGCGCCUGCUGGCCGACGCCUACAUGUGCUUCUACCGCAGCCCCGACCUCGCCAUGUACCGCUAGCCGGCGCCGGCCUCCCCGACGACUGCUUCCUCGCGGGUCUCGUCGACGUAACGGCGGCCGUCUUAGCUCUUUGAACAUUUAUGUAAUGCCGCCGAGCUCCGAACGAUGACGGUGCACUACCUCGUGGACGGUGCGGACUGAUUUUGUCGUCGUUGACGUAGCAGUAUUCUAAGGUCUUCGACCUUUCGUGUAAUACUAGCGACCCCAACCGAGCCGAUCGACGAGGAUGUGCGGUUUGCAAUGAGAAUAUUAUGCUGAUUUAAGAUCGGUUCCAGUUUUCAGAUCAAUUUCGAACGCGACAUGUUCUAAAUUUAACGGUUUAUA
This is a messenger RNA of Melitaea cinxia (Glanville fritillary), 2268 nucleotides long. RefSeq names its product ubiquitin carboxyl-terminal hydrolase CYLD (gene CYLD). Gene Ontology annotation, biological process: protein K63-linked deubiquitination. The record is from RefSeq and is a predicted model, not a curated record. NCBI's taxonomy places the organism in Eukaryota, Metazoa, Arthropoda, Insecta, Lepidoptera, Nymphalidae. Gene Ontology annotation, cellular component: cytosol. Gene Ontology annotation, molecular function: cysteine-type deubiquitinase activity; K63-linked deubiquitinase activity. The coding region runs from base 1 to 1944 and encodes 647 amino acids. The transcript is spliced from 11 exons.